AGAAGACGGUCGCCAUUUUGUAAGGGGUUUGAUCGUUGCUGUCCGCCAGGGAGCAGUGAAUAUAAAUCGAAGAGAUCCGUGUGUAUGUUUUACGUUGGCUUGAAAUCUAGUCAAACGUACGUAGUGUUACGUUUUCGUUUACCGAUGGUGAUCUAGCGGUGAUAAGAAAAAAAAAACAAACUCCGGGCGAUAGAUAACGUACGAGCGUAUCUCUACCGUGGGAAGAGACGAACGAGAAGCAAGCGUAGUGAGAGUUUAAACGUCGAAGGUGAGAGAUAGAGAGGCGCAAUCCCGAGGCGCUCCCCGGAUUUCCAACUAUACGUAUCGUACCUAACAGGCGUGUGCAGAAAAACUCAUUGCUAACGACUACGAGAAGAAGGAAACCCACGGACAUGGAGAUGGAAAGACAGGCUGGUUUUCUGCUCGCUUUGCUAUUUUUAGCCAAUUUUCUGACGAUCGGAGCAGACAGCUCAGGCCGUAUCCAGUACAUCGGUUACUCAAACGCCCUUCUUAAUACCACGCCGUGGAAGAUCACGUGCUUGGGACUGACGUCGUCGGACGCUGUGGCAUGGACGCGAAACGGAGAGUCGAUACAACAAGAAAUCGAUGAAAAAGAGAUAACGCAAGAGGAUUCACCCACCAACUCAACCAUCAGCGCCAGUUUGGCCAAACUUAAACACGGUGGACAGUACAAGUGUACCAAGAACUCAACAUUCUCGCACACACUCACGGUGCAUAGUGAGGCAAACGGGGGUGCAUCAACGCAAACUACGCAGUCGGAUUCGAGUCUAACGUCGAAAGUUGCAUCGGCGUCGAAUCCAAAUGAGCUGAUUUACGCGUAUACUGAAAAAAAUCUGAUUUUACCGUGUAACUUAACUACGGUUACUACCGGUAGCAUUACGUGGACGCACAACAACGCAACGUUGAAAGAAACGGACACGCUGAAACUUUCCAAGGAUAGAACGCAGCUCAACAUCACCAAAGGACUCGAGGAUUACAUGGGAAAUUAUACCUGCAGUGCUGGGAGCGGGAUGCCAACGCGAUUUAUGAAAGUUGUCCCUUAUCCGAUAGUGAAAUUACCGUCUCUGGAUACGAACGUCGUCGAGGGUGAAAAGCUUCGUUUGACUUGCGAAGUGACGCCGGGUCUCGGUGCCGAAAUCGAGUGGAUCUUCGACAAUGUCACAUACACCAAGGGCACGGAACGCAUCAACAUAACAACCGAAGAAAAGUUGUCGACCCUAACCGUAUACGACAUUCGGCAGGAGGAUCGCGGCAACGUGACUUGCAAGGUUGUCUUUACCAGGACCGUAGACCAGUUCGCAUCCAGCUAUACGACCCUGCUCAGAGUCACGAACAAGUUUGCAGCCCUUUGGCCCUUCCUCGGUAUAUGCGCCGAGGUCAUCGUACUCUGUGCCAUCAUCCUCGUCUACGAGAAGAAGCGCAACAAGGCCGAACUCGAAGAGUCCGACACUGACCAGAGUCCAGACACCAAACCGACGCCGAACAAAGAUUCCGAAGUCAGGCAGCGAAAGUGAAUGAAAUUUUGAAUGGAAAAUAUUUCACAAAGAACAAAUGGAAGGGGAAGGAUAAUUAAGGGAUAACAAAUAAUAAGAACAAAAGAAAAGAUGCGCGAGGAUGAAUGUAAUCGAAAAUUGAUAAAUGAUGGAAACGAAGAAUUUAGUCGGUUGGAAAAGAGAGGAUAGAAAAAAAUCAAUAAAUAAAAAUUACAAAAUACUACCGAAAGGAAAAAAGGCACGUGCAAGAAGAUGGGAUGAUUCGAGAAAUAUAGAAAAAUUUUACGAGAUGCCGGAAGAAAAAUCAGCAAAUCCUUACCAUUUGUUGUAUUUAUUUCAAGGUUUUUUUUUUUCUUUGCAUCCUUUUUUUCUUUUUAAUUACUCAUAAAUUAUGGUAUCUCAUUUUACCUUUAUCGUCAUUCGUUACCGGUAUUGGUAUAUGCAUUAUUUCAUAUACGCUUUGAUAGCUCUUCACUUGUUAUUGUUAUACUGUAAAAUAUGUAUAAUUUGAAAAAACUAAGAAAUUUUGUUUCUCUUGUUUGAAUCGCUUUGAAAUUCUGUAUAGCGAGAAGAAAUUUCAACCAAACGUUGGAAUUAAAAAGUGAUUCACAGCGAGUUUACAAAAAUGUUUAACGAGACGGUCGUUUUUUGAUCAUUUCGAAGUUAAAAAAAAAAAAAAAAAAUAAAACAAGUAAAAAAAAAAAAUUAGAACCGCGUGUAAAUUCUUCCUAAAAUUCCUCAAUUUUCGUAUCAUCUGCGUAUUAUAAUUUCGUACAUUGCUGUUUAAAAAUUAAUUACGUAUAAUCACUCUUUAAUGACCAAUCAAGUUUUUUAUAAAAAAGAAAAAAAAAAAAAUUAGUACACGGCAAUCGGUAAUAUUUCAAAGAUAUUUUUAUCAUCGGGAUAAAUUUAAUUCUGUUGCGUAAUUGAAACGAAAUUACAAACCGUCGAGUAACGGAGGCCUGCAAACAUCAUCAGGGUCAUCAUCUCAGCGUUUCCCUAAUUCGGACAAAUCUUAUUUGAAAGAAGAAAACGACAAGAACAACUUUUGAUCGUAUUUGCGGAAUUGGAAAAAAAACAAAAAAAAAAAAAAAAAGGAUUCAACGAAGAAGCAAAAAUGAUCCAAAUUACUAGCUACGUGUAUAAAUUAGAGAAAGAGGAAGAAGAGGAGGACAACUAAGCAGCAACGGGGGAUAGAAAUGUUUUUCACCGGAAAUUCCACGCUGUUGUUUUAUCGAUCCGCGCACCAUCGGAAGCGUCUCUUCGUAACAAAUCCAACUCGUCAUAUUUCAGUUAAAAACCAAGUAGCCAAUAGUAAGAUCUGAGGACUCCUUUUAAAACCUUUUUUUUUUUUUUUAAAAGAUAUCCGCACCCGAAGCGACGGAACUGAGAAUAUGAACACAAUUUAAAUAGACGAUAACGAAUAAGUGAUGAAAUUAAGUAAAAUAAUAAUACGUAUAUUACUCAUACGCAUGCGCAUGUAUAAAUAUGUUCACGUAAAUACAUUCAAAUAAUGUGCAAAACCACGUGUAACGUGUGUAAUAACGGAAAGAAAGAAAGAAAAAGAAAAAAAAUGAAACAAGCGUUUUACCCGGUCCUUGUUUUUACAU
This is a messenger RNA of Neodiprion virginianus, 3124 nucleotides long. RefSeq names its product basigin (gene Bsg). Bases 393 to 1535 code for a protein of 380 amino acids. The record is from RefSeq and is a predicted model, not a curated record. The transcript has 5 exons. NCBI's taxonomy places the organism in Eukaryota, Metazoa, Arthropoda, Insecta, Hymenoptera, Diprionidae.